AUGACAGAGCGGUGCAGUCUGUGGAGUGCCCUGUCGGCUGCAGCAUGCUGCUUCUACAGGGGAUCCUUCAUGCAGGUGCAGUUCUCCAAAGAGAAAUACUUGCUGGAGUCUCCUCCUGAGAAACUUCGUAAAGAACUGGAGGAGGAGCUGAAACUGAGUCCAGCUGACAUCAGGAGCCAUGGCUGGUACCAUGGACACAUACCCCAAGAGGUGUCGGAGACUCUGGUUUUGCGUAACGGAGAUUUCCUCGUGCACGACUCCCUGACCAGUGUGGGCGACUAUGUCCUGACCUGCCGAUGGGACAACGAAGUGCUUCACUUCAAGAUCAGCAAAGUUCUGGUCAAAUCCAGCGAGACUAAGGUGCAGUAUGUGUUGGAGUCGGAUAGCUUCGACUCACUCCAGGAGCUCGUUCGUUUCUACGUGGGUCAACGCAAAGCAGUCUCCCAGUCCAGCGGCGCCCACAUCUACUGUCCCGUCAGCCGGACUCUCCCGCUGCGCUACCUGGAGGCGACGUUCGCCCUCGCCAACAAGCAUGGCUCAGCGUAUUCGCCGUCCAAUCAGAGGGGAGCGUACAUCAAAAGGCGGAGCGUCACCAUGACCGAUGGACUCACAACUGAAAAAAUGAUACCUCACAGCCCGUCGACGAUCCACCACCAUAAAGACGCAAUGCGCAAUUGUGCGAUGAGCAUGGACCAGAUUCAGGAGUACCGCUGCCCCUUGUCGCCUGUCAGGGAAACCCCUCUGUCUCCUGCUUAUAGCGCCAUCACCAGGCAGAGAGCCCACUCAGGCGGGCGUGUCCUGGCCGUCGUCCCUCCCUCUCCUGUGAUGCGCCGCUCCAGCGACCCCCAGCUCAGCCCCUCAGAUGGUCUCGUUCCUGCAGAGUAUCCCGCGCAGACCUGUCACUCAGCGCACUCUUCGCCCGCCCAUCAUUCAAGCUGCCAAUCGCACUCGUCGGAGACAGCAGGGAGCUACUGUGACCUCAGACCCUGCCCAUCCGGGCCCCCCAAACCCCCGGCCAAGAGCUACGUAGAGAGACUGCUAGUGGAAGAAGGGAGGAAGGUGGAAGCAAAGGAAGAAGGGGAGGGGACGUUCACCGCCCCGCAGGUGGAGACAGCCUCUUUGUUCAGACCAUCCAGGUACGAGUCCUGCCUUCUUCCUGCCGAAAACAAGCCUCUGGAGAUGUCUGUGCUGAAGAGAGUCAAAGAGCUGCUGGGCGAGGUGGACGCCAGGACCGCAGCUAAACACAUCACCCUGCUGGACUGCAAGGUCGCCAGAAUAUCAGGCGUCACUUCAGAAAUGCAAAGGAUGAUGGGAGUGUCCUCAGGGCUGGAGUUGUUGACGCUACCUCAUGGACAUCAGCUGAGGCUUGACCUGCUAGAGAGGUUCUACGUCAUGUCCAUCAUGAUGGCGGUGGAUCUUCUGGGCUGCACGGGGAGCACAGAGGAGCGGGCAGCCCUCCUCUAUAAAACCAUCCAGUUAGCAGCAGAGCUGAAAAGCAGCCUGGGGAACAUGUUCGGAUUCGCUGCAGUGAUGAGAGCCUUGGAGCUGCCGCAGAUUUCCCGCCUGGAGCAGACGUGGGUAACGUUACGUCAGAGACACACAGAAGGAGCCAUUCUGUACGAGAAGAAACUCAAACCGUUCUUAAAGAACAUGAAUGACGGCAAAGAGGCCAGCAUCAUGUCCAACACGUCCUUCCCCCACGUCCUCCCUGUCCUGUCUUUACUGGAGCGCGGCGCCGCAGUCGGGGAGGUGCCGGAGCCGUGGGAGAGCUCCGAGGCGGGCGUGGACGUGGUCAUGUUCCACUUGGAGACGGCACGAAGCAUUGCUCAUCACAGUGAAACCUACCGAGCAAACGCAGAGAGCAAACUGCAGGGGUUUCAGGAGCGGGCCGAGUUGCACGAGAUCUUCCAAACCGAGUUCCAGAUGCGCCUCCUGUGGGGCAGCCGCGGCUCUGAGGGCAGCCAAUCGGAACGUUACGAGAAGUUCGACAAAGUUCUCACAGCUUUGUCUCACAAACUAGAACCUCCCGUGCGCCACAGCGAGCUAUAGCACCUGCCCUGACUCUCUGCGCCACCAAAACCUUCAUGAUUGCACUUACCACUGCCUGCAUGGUGGUAGCUGUGGGUUUUCUCUUGCAUAACUGAGGACGUGGGGAAGCCUGGUUCCAGCACUUGAGAGAUCCGAAAGUGUGUAAGAAGGCAGCUAAAAGAGCACGAGGAACCCAGAAAUGUUUAAAAUAUUUAAAAGCAGA
Messenger RNA from Nematolebias whitei (Rio pearlfish), 2251 nucleotides. RefSeq names its product SH2 domain containing 3Ca (gene sh2d3ca). The record is from RefSeq and is a predicted model, not a curated record. The transcript is spliced from 12 exons. Gene Ontology annotation, molecular function: phosphotyrosine residue binding; guanyl-nucleotide exchange factor activity. Gene Ontology annotation, biological process: positive regulation of peptidyl-serine phosphorylation; small GTPase-mediated signal transduction. The coding region runs from base 1 to 2049 and encodes 682 amino acids. Lineage: Eukaryota; Metazoa; Chordata; Actinopteri; Cyprinodontiformes; Rivulidae.